This is a messenger RNA of Parathielavia appendiculata, 611 nucleotides long. NCBI's taxonomy places the organism in Eukaryota, Fungi, Ascomycota, Sordariomycetes, Sordariales, Chaetomiaceae. The record is from the annotation of a RefSeq genome assembly.
UGGACGAACGGCAACUGGAGAACUUUUAGUAACAUCCUCACAUACCCAAUCCACAACAGACAAUGACGGAGAUGCCUUGGCGUUCAUUGUGGGGAUGGUAGAAAGCAUCGACGUUGAACCGGUCCGCGGGGAUAUCAGAGAGGGCACUUCUGCCCUCGGCCAUCAUGUCCCACAGCUUCUUGGGGUUCUCAGCAUCGCCGGGGAAGCGGCCGGAAAUGCCCACGAUGGCGAUCGGGAGGACAGCCUCGUCGGGAGUCGAUGGAACAGGGCAGAUCCCGGACGACUACCGAGGACACCCAGCAUUUGAAGCCAAACACAUAGAAGGGUUGCCAGAGCAUAGUCCAUAGGACCAUGAGAUCAAGCUCAAGGAAGGUGCCCAGUUGAAGUUCUUCAAGGUGUACCACACCAACGAGAAGCAAGACGCGGAGCCCAAAAGGUACCUCAAGGAGAAUCUCAAGAGAGGAUACAUCCGACAAUCAACAUCACCGGCGGGCUACCCGGUCCUGUUUGUUCCUAAAAAGGACGGGAAGCUUCGCAUAUGCGUGGACUACCGACAGCUGAACGAUCACACAGUCAAGAACCGGUACCCCUUGCCCUUGAUCUCCAAACUC